AUGGCGUCAUCUUUACGUGAAUGUGACGCAUAUCGACCUGAUUCAACCAUUGAUCCAAAUUGUUAUUGUUGCUAUUGUAUUGAUCGUUCACAAAAUCUUACUACAACAUUUCAAAGUCAAUCGAAUAGUAAUGUAUGGCAGAAUCAAAAAUGUUACAAUGAGGAAGAAGUGACAAUUGUAUUAGGUGAUGGAAUGGAACGUGUCGGAUUCUCCAUUGAUGCUAUCAAAUAUGAUGCUAUCAUUAAUUCUAUUUUAUCCG
Loa loa (African eye worm) is the source of this 259-nucleotide messenger RNA. RefSeq lists its product as hypothetical. NCBI's taxonomy places the organism in Eukaryota, Metazoa, Nematoda, Chromadorea, Rhabditida, Onchocercidae. The annotation marks the transcript as partial. The record is from RefSeq and is a predicted model, not a curated record. The transcript is spliced from 2 exons.